AUGGAGCACGUCGAUGCUAUCUUACUGCAGAUAAUAUUGAAAGAUUUAACAAAAUUUAGUGGCAGUCAACAGCAACAUGUCAAUGAUUGGCUAUUAACAAUUAAUCAAAAAUUCGAUGCAUGUGAAUUGACUGAGCCACAACGUCGUAAAUGGGCUGUGGCAUUUCUUUCUGAUGAAGCCUUGAAGUGGUAUACUCGUCAAUUGAUUAAAUUUGAAACAUGGAAUGAUUUACAAAAUGCAUUGCGAGAUAAUUUUCCAUCAGCGCCCGAACCAUCACAAUCUCUUAGACAUCAGCAAAUUCUGUUAAGAAAACAAGGUGACACAGAAGAAUUUACCCAAUAUUAUGCAGAUAUGACUAAGUUAUGUACAUACUACAAUCCAGUAAUGUCCAAUGAAGAACGUCUCGAUCGAUUAAAGUUGGGCAUGAACAACUCAUUAUUGAAUAGAUGUUCUGGAAGUAUAUUUACUUCCCCACAAGAACUACUUGCAUAUAUUCAACGUUUCGAACUCGAUCAGCAAUUUAUUAAAAUACUCUCGUCUUCAUCUGGUAGCAAAGAUGGCAACAUUCGUAAAUUAUCGCCAACAUCAAAUUCUCCUCAGCAGUACCCUACAUUUACACGAAUCAAUUCCAUAUUAUCACCAACUCCUUUUCAACAAGGAAAUCGUCGUACUACGAAAAUCUUACGCUGUUAUCAUUGCGGCAAUAGCGAUCAUUUCAUCAUACAUUGUCCGAAACGACCACGAAAAUGUUGCGGAACUAAUCCGUCGCUCGUAUAUAUCAACGUUUACGUAAAUAAUCGACAAACAUGUGCACUCAUCGACUCAGGUGCCGCACACUCUUUUAUAAAUCAAUCGGCACUUAGUAAAAUUCGUCAUUCACCGUUACUUCCAUCAAAAACGGUCGCGCAUUUAGCCGAUAGUUCUACGCCUUUACAUAUAAUAGGUGAGGUUAAUUUGCAUAUUCGUGCACUUAAAACCGACACUCCCAUCACUGCAUUAGUAGUCAAACAUUUAAACUCUGAUUUUAUCCUUGGAUCUAACUGGUUCGUUGAAACAGGCGCUAGAAUUGAAUACGAUCGUCAUCAAGUUUCUAUUCGUUCGUAUAACGGUCGAUCAUGUAUCCCUUUCGACAAACACAUUGAUACUCUUGCGUUAGAUUUAAAAUUACUUAGCUCGAUUACGAUUCCUCCACGCGAAGCAAGUGUCAUUCAGGCAAAAACAGAUGUUUCUUCUGCAAAUUUAGUAUAUUUUCAUCCAGACACAGACUUUCUACAAUGUAAAUCAGUUUCAAUGGUUCCUGCAAUGGUAAAAGUUACAGAUUAUACAACGUUCAUCAAAAUUUACAACAACAGUGAUCGAACACGAACAUUAUACAAAAACGCAGUAAUAGGACAAAUAACUCAUACGCCUGGCGACGUAGAAAGUUUUUCGAUACCAUCACCAGUUUCGCCAUCACCGCAAGAUAGUUCAACUUUAAAUUCUAUUCGAACUACUACCACAUCCAGAUCAACAUCAGACACUAUUGCAAAACUAGUUGCACACAUUUGUGAUCCGCUAGAAAGAAACAACUUACAGACAAUAUUAUCCUCACAUGCAAAAAUCUUCGACUCAUCCAAAAUCACCCAAGCUCACACUUCACUACAACAUACCAUUAAUACCGGAGAUGCUCUACCUAUUAGUUCACGUCCAUAUCCCAAAACGGUAGAUCAACGCCGAGAAUUACAAAAAGUAAUACAAGACAUGAUGACUAAUAAUCAAAUUCAUCCAUCAAAUUCUCCCUGGUCAUCACCUGUAAUACUGCAUAAGAAACCAAAUGGUGGAAUACGUUUCUUAGUCGAUUAUCGAAAAUUGAAUUCCGUUACAAAGAAAGAUUCCUUUCCACAACCAACAACUGAGGAAUUAGUACAACGAUUAGGCGGACAUACAUAUUUUACUAAGCUGGACUUGAAAUCUGGCUACUUUCAAAUCCCGAUAGAUGAACAAGACAAGGAGAAAACGGCUUUUAUCACUCAAGAUGGUCUAUGGGAAUUUAAUGUAUUACCUCAAGGUGUUAUGAAUGGUCCACCAACGUUUCAACGAAUCAUGCACAAUUUAAUUGGAAAUGGGCGCUGGGAUUAUGUAGUUGUAUAUCUUGAUGAUAUUUUGAUUUUUUCCAAAACUUUUGAGGAUCACAAACGACACCUAAAUGAAGUUUUGUCUAUAUUAAACCAAGCCAAUUUUCAAGUUAAUCCGGAGAAAUGUACAAUUACAGUUCGCGAAAUGGAAUUUUUAACUAAUGAAUUUAUUGGAAAACUGAAUUGGUACCGCAAGUUUAUUCCACAUUUUGCAGAGAUUGCCGCUCCUAUUCAUAAAGUAACCAAUAAAACGAAGAAAACGAAACAUGAAUUUUACUGGCAUAAAGAACAACAAGAUGCAUUCGACCGAUUCAAACGCCUAUUGACUACAGAACCAUUAUUUUUGCAAUACCCGGAUCCAACAGCACCCUUCAUCCUAUCAACGGACGCAUCAAUUAUUGGCAUCAGCGGCAUAUUACGUCAAACUACUCAACAUGGCACUCGAAUAUGUUAUUAUGAAUCGCGUACAUUGUCCGACACCGAAAAACGUUAUGAUCCAAUGGAACGCGAGACAUUAGCUAUGUAUUGGAGUAUACAGCAACUACGAGAAUAUAUUGGCGACUCUUAUUUUUCGAUAGAAACGGACAGUCAACCAUUGAUCAACUUCCAUAAAAAACAAAUUGAUAAUAAACGUGUUAUGCAUUGGCUGUUUAAACUGCAAGAUAUUAUUCCACAAAUUACUGAAGUCAAACACUUGCCUCGUGAUAAGAACACCGGUCCCGAUUACCUUUCGAAACACCCGAUCUCCUCGACAUCGAAAAAGCCCAUGAAUGAUAACGAUUGGCCUCAAGGGACUGAAAUAUGGGAAAUUAAACCACAACGUCCGCCAUCUACGUUCUUCACACAACUAAAUGCCGUCAUUACGCGUCAACAAGCUAAACGAUUAAUACCAGCUCCGCCUCUGACAACCUCCACGGCAACUCAUGCAUCUCUUUCAUCGGCGCCAGCCACAACUACAAGUCCCUCUCCACAAUUGUUCGACUUCAGCCUGGAUCGUAUUAGAAAAGAGCAAAUGGAAGACACCGAUAUUAUAGAAAUAUUUAACAUGGUCAAACAAAAUCCGUCAAAAUCUUCCUUUACAAUUAAGGAUGUUGUCCUGUUUAAACUAUUACCUCGAGGGAAAACAAAAAACAAAACUACGUGUACCUUAUAUUCCACAAACACUAAUUAA
Didymodactylos carnosus is the source of this 3285-nucleotide messenger RNA. The record is from the annotation of a GenBank genome assembly. NCBI's taxonomy places the organism in Eukaryota, Metazoa, Rotifera, Eurotatoria, Philodinida, Philodinidae.